Dibothriocephalus latus is the source of this 825-nucleotide messenger RNA. The record is from the annotation of a GenBank genome assembly. Lineage: Eukaryota; Metazoa; Platyhelminthes; Cestoda; Diphyllobothriidea; Diphyllobothriidae.
AUGGAUGCUAUAUCAGAUAAGGGCAAUGGGGAUGUUGGUGAAAGAUUUCUCUUCAGCUCUGAGUCCGUAGGAGAGGGUCAUCCAGGUAAUGAAAUUAACCAUGUAACCAAACGUCUCCAGAUAAAAUUUGUGAUCAAUGACGCUAUCCUGGAUGAAUUUUUGAGCGCGGAUCCAGAUGCAAAAGUCGCGUGCGAAACCUUCACAAAAACUGGGAUGAUCCUUAUUGGUGGGGAAAUUUCAUCGAACGCAACUGUUGACUUUCAAGCCGUCGUUCGCCGUGUUGUCAAGCAAAUAGGGUACGAUGAUUCGCGCAAGGGGUUUGACUAUAAAACCUGCAAUGUCCUCACCGCCAUUGAACAACAGAGUCCUGAUAUUGCUCAGUGUGUACACGAAGGACGCACGAUGGAGGAACUGGGUGCAGGUGAUCAGGGUCUUAUGUUUGGCUAUGCCACUGAUGAAACCGAGGAAUGCAUGCCUAUUACCCUUAUGCUGGCACAUGCUCUCAAUCAAAGGCUUGCCUUGUGUCGACGUGAUGGAACCCUGCCUUGGGCACGGCCGGAUUCAAAGACGCAGGUGACAGUGGAGUACUUGAAGGACAAAGGCGCAUGUAAACCGUUGCGGGUGCACACAGUUGUGGUGUCAAUCCAGCACGACCAGUACGUGUCUAUCGAGAGACUGCGUUCGGAGGUCAUGCAAUGCGUCGUCCGUCAGGUGAUCCCGAGCUACCUUAUUGACAAAGAUACCAUAUUUCACAUCAAUCCGUCUGGACGUUUCGUCAUCGGUGGUCCGCAGAGCGAUGCGGGUCUCACUGGUAAACAGUUUUGA